Messenger RNA from Trichechus manatus latirostris (Florida manatee), 1219 nucleotides. RefSeq names its product apolipoprotein H (gene APOH). NCBI's taxonomy places the organism in Eukaryota, Metazoa, Chordata, Mammalia, Sirenia, Trichechidae. The transcript has 8 exons. The record is from RefSeq and is a predicted model, not a curated record. Gene Ontology annotation, biological process: negative regulation of complement activation, classical pathway; T cell mediated immunity. Gene Ontology annotation, cellular component: plasma membrane. The coding region runs from base 81 to 1133 and encodes 350 amino acids.
AUAUUUAUUAUAUUUCCAUGUCUCUUUUUAGAAGAGGAAAGCAGCUUUGGUAGUGCCAGUGUGAAUCACUGUUGUCCCCGAUGAUUUCUCCGGUGCUCAUCCUCUUCUCAGGUUUUCUUUACCAUGUUGCUAUUGCAGGACGGACUUGUCCCAAGCCAGAUGCAGUACCGUUUGCCACAGUCUUGCCAAUAAAAUCAUUCUAUGAGCCAGGCGAGCAGAUCACGUACACAUGCCAGCCAGGUUAUAUUUCCAGGGGAGGAGGGAUGAGACGGUUUACGUGCCCUCUCACCGGCGUGUGGCCCAUCAACACUCUGAAAUGUCUACCUCGAGUAUGUCCUUUUGCGGGGAUCUUAGAAAAUGGAGCUGUACGCUAUACAACCUUUGAAUAUCCCAACAUGAUCAGCUUUGUUUGUAACACUGGGUUUUAUCUGAAUGGAACUAGUUCUGCCAAAUGCACUGCGGAAGGAAGAUGGAGCCCGGCGCUUCCUGUCUGUGCUCCUGUAACCUGUCCUCCACCACCCAUACCUAAAUUUGCCAUCACGAGUGUUUAUAAGCCAUCGGUUGGAAACAACUCCCUCUAUCAGGACACUGCAGUCUUUGCAUGUUUGCCACGCUAUGCGAUGUUUGGAAAUGACACAAUUUCCUGCACAGAACAUGGAAAUUGGACUCAACUACCAGAAUGCAGGGAAGUAAAGUGCCCAUUUCCAUCAAGACCAGACAAUGGAUUUGUGAACUAUCCUGCAAAACAAGUACUUUAUUACAAGGAUAAAGCCACAUAUGGUUGCCAUGAUACAUUUACUCUGGAUGGCCCAGAAGAAGUAGAAUGUACCAAAUUGGGGAACUGGUCUGCCCAGCCAAGUUGUAAAGCAUCUUGUAAAUUAUCUGUUAAAAAAGCCACUGUGCUUUUCCAAGGAGAGAGAGUAAAGCUCCAAGAAAGAUUUAAGAACGGAAUGCUGCAUGGUGAAAAAGUUUCCUUCUUCUGCAAAAAUAAGGAAAAGAAGUGUAGCUAUACAGAGGAUGCUCAGUGCAUAGAUGGCACCUUUGAAAUCCCCAAAUGCUUCAAGGAGCACAGUACUUUUGCUUUCUGGAAAACUGAUGCAUCAGAUGUAAAGCCAUGUGAAAGUGAUUCUUAGACUCAAAAUUAAAUGUCAUAUUUGUAUCUGUGUUUGUCCAAGGAAACUAAUAAAAGUGGAAAAAAUAAACUUACAGAAUUUAUUGC